AUGGCAUCCCAAGCACUGGAGGCAGAUCAGGAUUUGCAGCUGUGGAAAGAGAUAGAUGAUGCAUGUUCUGCCUACCUGUCCGCAGAUUCUCAGUCUCCGGUGUCCAGUGCGCUGGAAGAACUUUGUUUUUCGGUCAUGGGAUUUCUUCAGAAACCACAGGGUUUAGAUGAAAAAGACAACACCAAAAGGUUCUUAUUUCAUUAUUCUAAGACUCAUGACUCAGGCAACUCAGACAUCAUGUCGUCUGUCCUGCAUCCCCUGCUGCAACUCGUUCCCCAGCUUAAUGAGAGAAGACUGAAGAGAUACAAAGUGGAC
Eurypyga helias (sunbittern) is the source of this 315-nucleotide messenger RNA. RefSeq names its product neuromedin U (gene NMU). The record is from RefSeq and is a predicted model, not a curated record. The annotation marks the transcript as partial. Gene Ontology annotation, molecular function: neuromedin U receptor binding. Lineage: Eukaryota; Metazoa; Chordata; Aves; Eurypygiformes; Eurypygidae. The transcript has 6 exons.